Messenger RNA from Fraxinus pennsylvanica, 567 nucleotides. The record is from the annotation of a GenBank genome assembly. Lineage: Eukaryota; Viridiplantae; Streptophyta; Magnoliopsida; Lamiales; Oleaceae.
AUGAUUUCGGACAAGCAAAAGGAGGCAGCUGAGGAACUUGGUGUAGCCUGCUUCUCCUGGGCAGAAUUUGCUUCAGUGGGAAAUUUGGAUGGUGAUCUUCCUCCAAAGCAGAAGACAAACACAUGCAUGAUAAUAUAUACCAGUGGAACAAGAGGAAAACCGAAAGGUGUCACACUAAAUAAUGGUGCUUUCAUUGCAGAAGUUUUAUCUAUGGAUAAACUUCUUCUAGAGAUUAACAAACAGGGUUCGGAAGAGGAUGUAUACUUCUCCUUCCUUCCACUAGCUCAUAUAUUUGAUCAAAUAAUUGAGACUUACUGUGUUUCCCAGGGUUCUUCAAUAGGAUUUUGGGAAGGCGACAUCAGAUACUUGAUCAAGGAUCUUCUUGUGUUAAAACCAACUAUUUUUUGUGGAGUUCCUAGAGAACUGAGGCAAUUGACAGUAACUCUUAGCUUGAUUGCUAUUCCACCCCAACCCCACCAUAGUCAAUUCAAGAAAAUUGUUAAAGUGGCCAAUUCAAGAAAAUUGAGUCAUUUAUUCUCUGAGAUGAUCUGUCCUUUCAAGGACUAG